This is a messenger RNA of Opisthorchis viverrini, 2123 nucleotides long. RefSeq lists its product as hypothetical. The record is from RefSeq and is a predicted model, not a curated record. Bases 72 to 1718 code for a protein of 548 amino acids. Lineage: Eukaryota; Metazoa; Platyhelminthes; Trematoda; Opisthorchiida; Opisthorchiidae. The transcript is spliced from 3 exons.
GGAUUUUUCUUUGUUUAGUCACCUCUAGGUGACCGCGGUGCUGCAUCACUGCAACGAAGUAACGCAUCAACAUGGUUGCCAGCGAAUUUCUCGGUUACAUUCAAACCUUUUCUGCCUGUAACUAUGUGGGGUUUGAAGACUUGGCUGAUCGGGCCAAUUUCCAGUGGAACGUUAUCAUUAUACUCAUCUGUAUGGUUCUCGUCACUCUGCGACAAUAUUUUAUGACCCCACUGGUGUGCUACCUACCCACAACGGUGAGCGGCGUAAAUGCAGACUCUUAUAUCACAAACCUAUGCUGGAUCGAGGGUACCUUCCCAAUCAAUUUGACCUCGGGUAUCGUACCACACAGGAUGGAGGAGUGGGAUGCAAUGAGACCACAUCAGAUGAAUUACUAUCAGUGGGUUCCAUUGGUUUUGGGGUUGCAAGCUAUCUUAUAUUAUCUGCCACGGAUUUUCUGGAGCAUAUUCACCUACAACCGCACGGGUACCGAUCUACAGAAUCUCGUUCGAACCGCCAAUUCAAUUACCAAGGAGGAGGGGGAGAAACGUUCCAAGAUGGUCCAACACAUUGCGCGCACUUUAGAAAUCCUCCUAUUCAGUCGACGUGAAUAUCGUGGUGGGUCAGGUAGCCUUGCUGAUCGUCUACGACAUUCAUCAAUCAUACCAGGAAAACGCCACGGAAACAAUCUUGUCUACGUCUACAUUACUGUAAAGCUGUUAUACGCUAUAAUUGGAAUUUGUCAGCUGUAUAUGAUGUACCUGUUCCUGCGAUUCGACGCCCGUGAAGGCUAUUUGUUCUUCGGUUUUCGCAUAUUGCAAGAUAUCAUCCAUGGGAAACCGUGGACUGAGACACAAAUAUUCCCCAGAGUGGGCAUGUGCAGACACACACUGCAACAUGUGGGCGCCAGCAACAGAUUGUUUGCUCAGUGUGUUUUGCCAAUCAAUAUGCUAAACGAAAAAAUCUACGUAUUCUUGUUCUUCUUUCUGGGUGCGGUAAUGUUGAUCACCCUGAUUAGUAUUCCUCUGUGGAUGAGCCGAAUGGGAAUGAAGAAACGUCAGCGUCAUUUUGUUCGACGCUUCCUCAAAAUCGCAGACGUAUUUGACAGAGAUGACCCAAAAAUGGCACUAUUGGUGGAUCGCUUCAUCUCUGAAUUCCUCAGGCAGGACGGUCAUUUCAUAUUACGGAUGAUUUCCAUGAAUGCAGGUGACCUGGUCACUGUUGAGAUUGUGUGUUGCUUGUUUGCUGACUAUAAGAAACACUACAUGGAUAAGGAUUUCCGUGGCCCACCAAUUGUUCCGAAACCACCGAAAUAUUUGAGUGAAUACGUGCCGCGUUUAAACCAUCUUUCUGGUGACAUGCCGGCCGAGAUUGUAGACAAGAAUCACGGGGGAUUUAUGAGUGCGCCUCUUGAGCAGGGUGGGAUAGCAACGGUGCGUCAACGACCUCUGCCAACAGCACCUUAUCCUGUCACCACUGGUGGAAGUCCUGUGAUCAUGAAGUCUGCCAAAACAAUCGACUACACUGAAAUGUAUCCCAUCAGCCGCAUACGUUCUAGUCCUCCAGGACUUAAUGAGCCUGAUGGAUCAGGAGAACAAACUCCUCCAGACCGUGCAACACGACCUGAACAGAGGGCAGCUCCUGCACCAAGGCCAGCUGAAGAGGCUGGUGAGCGCGAAUCUACCGUGAAGAGAGUAUACCAUCCACCUUGUGAAGUAUGAUACCUAUGUACCGUUUUUUAUUCCGCUCACUGAGGGAUACUGGUCUCUGACAACUUUGUCCAUUUUUUAUCCUUUGCCCACGUUCAGGUUUCACCUGUUAAAACGAUCUCACUUUUGUACUCCAAUACCUCAGGUCUUUUUAAGCGUUUCCUCGAAUACGUAUUUUUUAAUCCAACUGCGCACUUAUUUCCUAGUCUCACAAUUCGCUGACAAUGUGACGAGAAUGUGGGUCGCCUUUUGCGAUUCCCUUGACCGUUUGAAUCCUACGUCAUUAAUUCUCGCCCAGCAAAUACGUGGCUUAGAAAUGCUCCACUUUUUAAACCCCACACAAUAAGUGGCCGUGUUACACUUCUCCCUUGUGUUGUUUUUCUACGCAUCUUAAUUGUCAAUCAGUUGGUACGUUCG